UUGUGCCAGGCUCUGCACAGCACUUCAUGUCGAUUAUCGCAUUACGUUCUCUAAACUGCCCUCUGAGAUGUCAUAAAAAAAGGUGAAAUUGUGGCUCAGUGAGAUCAAAUAGCUUGUCCCAUGGUCAUAAAGCUAAUGCAUGGAGUUAAAAGUUUGAAUCUAGAUGUUACUAGUAUUAACUGUGCUAUUAGUCACAUAUAUUAAUUUGUCCCCCCUCUUCAGCGUUCCACUAUACUAGAUUUAGUAAGCGAUAUCCAGAACUGAAAAGCAUCUUUUGAAAAAAGGAAGUACUAGUUGCUGGAGGAGAACUGCUCAGAACCGAUACAGAUCUAGACUCUGUAACCUUGCAAUUUUGCUGUGGUUUAGUGCUGUUAAAAUUGCAUUUUGCUUUACUUUUAUCCUUUUGCACUCCAUUGGUAUCAGUGGUUAAGUAAGGCCAUGAUACCGGAGGAUGGGCUGACUUAUUAUGUUAAACGUAGUUUGAAAAACAAGAGCUGAUAUGCUAACAGCUCCUCUGAAAUUGUGACCUCUAGGUUUAUCUCACUAAAAAGGGUGGAUUCACAUAGGUAAUACAGUAUUCUUUGCUUUGACAGGACACUUUCACCUGUUAAGGACUCAGUGACUUUCUGACUUGGAAGUUGUAGACAUAGUGGUUGGAUCCAAGCAGGGCCCAGGAAGAUAGAAAGAUCAAAUUGGGAUUCUAGAAAUAAGAACAGAAAGAGAAUGUCAGUGGUGCACCAGCUGUCACCAGGAUGGUUACUGGAUCAUCUUUCUUUCAUUAACAAGAUCAACUAUCAAGUUCACCAGCAUCAUGAAUCUUGUUGCAGUAAAAAUGAGCCCACUGCUUCUGUUCACCUUGAUUCUGUGUCCUCCUUUGGAUCCUCAACUAAAUUUAUUGCUUCCGACUCUACCACUAAGCCCAAGAAUGAUGGUGGAGGAAAUUGUGAAAUGUUCAUACAAAAAUAUAUUUUUAGAUCUGAACUGUUUGAUAUCACUAAACCUUAUAUAACUUCAGCUAUUCACAAGGAAUGCCAACAAAAUAAUGAAAAGGAAGAUCUAAUGAAUGGUGUUAAAAAAGAAAUCUCCAUUUCUACUCUUGGGAAGAAGCGUAAAAGGUGUGUUGGUUUCAAUCAAGGUGAAUUGGAUGCUAUGGAAUACCAUGAAAAGAUCAGGGGGCUGAUUUUGAAUGGAUCUUCACAGAUAAUCCAAGAAGGUUUAAAAAGUGGCUUUCUUCAUCCACUUUCUGAAAAACAGGACAAGUGUAAUGAGCCCAUUACUUUAUCAUUUGAUACCUGCAAUUUAUCAGAAUUAUGUGAAAUGGCAAAGCAUUUGCCUUCUCUGAAUGAAAUGGAACUUCUGACAUUACAAUUGAUGGAAAACGAUAUGUCUGUUACAGAGCAGGAUUUAUUUUCACGGAUUGUUGAAAACAACUCUAGAUUUACAAAAAUGAUUACUUUAAUGGGACAGAAAUACCUGGUGCCACCAAAAAGCAGUUUUCUUUUGUCUGACAUUUCUUGUAUGCACCCGCUUCUGAAUUGUAGGAAAACAUAUGAUGUGAUUGUGAUAGAUCCACCAUGGCAGAACAAGUCAGUUAAAAGAAGUAACAGGUAUAGUUAUUUGUCACCACUGCAAAUAAAACAAAUACCUAUCCCUAAACUGGCUGCUCCAAACUGUCUUGUUAUUACUUGGGUGACUAAUAGACAGAAGCACUUACGUUUUGUAAAAGAAGAACUUUAUCCUUCGUGGUCUGUGGAGAUAAUUGCUGAAUGGCACUGGUUAAAAAUCACCAAUUCAGGAGAGUUUGUGUUCCCAUUAGAUUCUCCACACAAAAAGCCUUAUGAAGGUCUUAUACUGGGGAGAGUUCAAGAAAAAACUACUUUACCAUUAAGGAAUAUGCUCCCCGUUCCAGAUCACAAAUUAAUUGUUAGUGUACCUUGUACCCUUCACUCACAUAAGCCACCUCUUGCUGAGGUUUUAAAAGACUAUAUCAAGCCAGAUGGGGACUGUUUGGAAUUGUUUGCUCGAAAUUUACAGCCCGGUUGGACUAGCUGGGGCAAUGAAGUCCUCAAAUUUCAACACGUGGAUUAUUUUAUUCCUCUAGAGUCUAGAUAGAAGCUGACUCUGAUCUUAAAGUUGUGAUUUUCAUCAGUUUUACCUCAUCUCUCUCCCUUUAUUCUGAUUUUUUUUUUUAUUAUCAACCAGUAUGCUUAGAAAUGUAAACAGGACAUGGUUGUUCAGCAAAUGGCCAGAGGUGAUUAGCCUUCAUGUGAUUUUGAGAUGAAUUUUACUUCAGUUACACUAGCAUUGUAUAUUAUUCUAGGCUCAUUACAAAUAAAGAUGUUAAGUGUUUAGAAA
Molecule: messenger RNA, 2355 nt
Organism: Myotis brandtii (Brandt's bat)
Lineage: Eukaryota; Metazoa; Chordata; Mammalia; Chiroptera; Vespertilionidae
Gene: METTL4
Product: methyltransferase like 4
Exons: 10
Coding region: 724-2112 (462 amino acids)
Cellular component (GO): nucleus; cytosol; RNA N6-methyladenosine methyltransferase complex
Molecular function (GO): nucleic acid binding; RNA methyltransferase activity; site-specific DNA-methyltransferase (adenine-specific) activity
Source: RefSeq, a predicted model, not a curated record